Messenger RNA from Aspergillus campestris IBT 28561, 945 nucleotides. Its product is annotated as PR-1-like protein. The transcript is spliced from 3 exons. Gene Ontology annotation, cellular component: extracellular region. The record is from RefSeq and is a predicted model, not a curated record. NCBI's taxonomy places the organism in Eukaryota, Fungi, Ascomycota, Eurotiomycetes, Eurotiales, Aspergillaceae. The coding region runs from base 1 to 945 and encodes 314 amino acids.
AUGCGCUCUGUAUAUCUCUGGAGCGCCCUGUGCGCGGCGGUCGCCGUCAGCGCCGCUGAGAAGCGUGAGUACACCACCGAAUGGACUGUUGUUACCGUGACGACUACUAUCACGGCACCCCUGCCCCCUUCGACUCCCACCAAUCCGCCAGUACCAGGACUCCAGGAUCCGGACACUUCUUCUUCUUCUUCUUCAAGUACGCAUGCUGAGACUCAGGAACCCCCCACAGCGGCACCUGCCCCCGUGGUGACGACUAUCGUGGACCCCCCGCAACCGGCCCCAACGGACAACCAGCCUGCGCCGCCUCCCCCGACCGACAACCCGCAACCCCCCGCCGACGGCCAGGCCACCACUUGGACUUCUUCCUGGUCUAGCGAGUGGACUAUCACCGGCGAUGCCCCCCAGCCCACGACCAUGUCGACCACGACCUCCGCCGAUGAGGCCAAGCCGACCAAUGACUACAUGCAGCACGUGCUGUACAGCCACAACGUCCACCGGAGCAACCACUCGUCCAACUCCCUGGAGUGGGACUCCAAGUUGGAAUCUAGCGCAGAAGUCCUCGCGAAGCGUUGCGUGUAUAAGCACGACCCCGAUAUCAACGGCGGCGGAUAUGGUCAGAACAUUGGUUACGGAGUCAAGUCGGAUAAGGUCGCCGUCAUGAUCUCGAACCUGAUGUACAACAACGAGAUGGGUUUCUUCGAGAGUCUGUACGGCCAGGACAACCCAGACCAGUCCAACUUCCACGCCUGGGGCCAUUUCACCCAGAUUGUGUGGAAGGGCACGACUCAUGUGGGUUGCUCCACGGUCGUGUGCCCGUCCCUUGGCAACGUUGAUGGCUCGGACAUGCCCUUCACGGUCUGCAAUUACGGCCCUGCCGGAAACUUCGAUGGUGAAUACGCCGCCAACGUCCUUCGUCCCCAGGGACACAAGAUGUAUUCCGCCUAA